AUGUUACUAAUAUUUCAAUGUAAUUGUUUUAGAUGGAUAGAAAAAUCUGUUAUUUCCUAAUUAUGUUUUGUUAUUGUUGUGUGGUAGAGUUUAUUAUGUUUGAAUAUGUACUUAAAAUUACUUAAUAUAAUAUGAAUAUUAAUAAUGCAAGUAAUAUUAACAAUGACAGUAGUAGGCCAGUAACACCAUCAGAAGAAGAUUGCUGCCACAAUGGAUGUAACCCUUGUAUCUUUGACAUACAUGCAAAAUUAUUGGAGGAGUAUAAAAAGAAGAAGAAAGAAAAUGUAGAAGUACAAAACAGGAAAAAUAUACUAUGCCAAUUUUCGUACAAGACUUUCGAAAUCACUGACAUAAAAGAAACAUCGGAUGAUUAUAUUUUACUCCUUUUGAAAUGUCAAGAAAUAAAUUCAAAAAAUAACAUGACCUUGUUAAUAGAACCAGGACAACAUGUUAUGUUACAUUUAUAUGAUGCGACUAAACCAUUCACACCAUUUUAUUAUACAGAUGAUACCAUUCAAUUUUUAAUCAGGCUUUAUCACACUGGAAAGUUUAGUACAUAUUUAAGAAAUGCAAAAAUUGGCGAAAGAAUUCGUGUUAGAGGACCAUAUGGGAACUUUAAGUAUAAGCACAACAGUUUUCAGAAUAUAAUUAUGUUUAGUAUGGGAUCUGGAAUAACAGCAAUGUAUCCCAUAUCAAAAUCAAUUAUAGACAAUGAACUUGAAGAAACAAGGAUUCAUUUUAUUGGAUGCUUUCUAAAUAUAUUACAGAUUCCUUUGAAGAAGGAACUGCAAAUUUUAUCAGAUUAUUGGAAUUUUAAAUGUGCAUUAUACAUAUCAGAAUUGCAAAACGAAGUUCAUGAUCUUCAUGGUAUAAAUAUAAAACCUGGCCGAUUAAAUAAAGAGUCAGUCCAUCAAAUACUUGAAGGUAAUAUGAAUAAUACAACAUUAAUCCUAAUAUGUGGUUCAAACGAAUUCAAUAAGUCUGUUGAACAAUGGGCAAGAGAAAUGAAUUAUAAACACAUAAACGUGUUUGAAUGAUAAACCAAUGAGUAAACAUAUCAUGUAACUUAUCUUAAAUGAAGGUGCAUUAUUAAGAAUA
Messenger RNA from Dufourea novaeangliae, 1098 nucleotides. Its product is annotated as NADH-cytochrome b5 reductase-like. The record is from RefSeq and is a predicted model, not a curated record. Gene Ontology annotation, molecular function: oxidoreductase activity. Bases 132 to 1037 code for a protein of 301 amino acids. NCBI's taxonomy places the organism in Eukaryota, Metazoa, Arthropoda, Insecta, Hymenoptera, Halictidae. The transcript has 4 exons.